Molecule: messenger RNA, 1665 nt
Organism: Candidozyma duobushaemuli
Lineage: Eukaryota; Fungi; Ascomycota; Pichiomycetes; Serinales; Metschnikowiaceae
Gene: ABC1
Product: protein kinase
Exons: 2
Coding region: 1-1665 (554 amino acids)
Biological process (GO): ubiquinone biosynthetic process
Cellular component (GO): extrinsic component of mitochondrial inner membrane
Molecular function (GO): kinase activity
Source: RefSeq, a predicted model, not a curated record
AUGUCGAGAAAAGCCGUUUUCGACGCGGUUGCCAUCUCGGGCACAGCGUCCAAAAUCGCCCGUGACAGCGUGAAAAUCGCUUCCACCGAUGCCUCCAGGUGCUGGUCCAAGCUGUUCCUCGUGGCCCAGGCAAGGAAGCUCGACUCAAGCUCCCACAUGUGGGCAGAUCUCCGAGGCAAGGCCCAGGCGGCCAGAACCCAGCACAGAAGCUUUUCCACCUGUGCCACUCUACACGAGCCACGCUCUCACAGAAAGAAUACCAAUGCCAACUACUCCACCAAGUCGGUGAAGCUUUUCGUCGAGGAGCAGGAGGAGAAGUCUGCCGUGCGUCCCAAGGUCAAGAAGGUCAUCGGCGGCGCCAAGGUCAAACCUUCCUUCGAUAUGUCUCAGCUGGAGGUGCCCAGUACCAGAUUGGCUAGAAUGUUCCACUACGGCUCGUUGGCUGCUGGAAUGGGCUUCUCUGCUGCUUCUCAUGGUUUGAGACAGGUUGCUCAGGGUAACGGCUCUACACUCAGUAUGAAGCAGCUCUUCUUGAGUCCAGCUAACAUUGAAAGAAUGGCACGCAAGUUCUCCAAGAUGAGAGGCGCUGCGUUGAAGAUUGGACAAAUGAUGUCCUUCCAGGACGCUUCCAUUUUGCCUGCUGAAAUCCAGCAAAUCCUUUUAAGAGUCCAGAACUCUGCUCAUUACAUGCCCUUGGCCCAGUUGGAGCGUAUCAUGACCACUGAGUUGGGCAAAGACUGGCGCAAGAACUUGUUUUCUUCUUUUGACGACGUUCCUUUUGCAGCCGCAUCGAUUGGCCAAGUGCACAACGCUGUAACUGAAGACUUGACUCCUGUCGUUGUCAAGGUCCAGUACCCAGGUGUGGUUGACUCCAUCGAUUCGGACUUGAACAACUUGCUUAUGCUCCUCACCGCCUCCUCAAUCUUGCCCCGUGGUUUGUUCUUGGACAAGACCAUCGCCAACGCUCGUGUUGAGCUCAAGUGGGAAUGUGACUACAUCCGUGAGGCUCAAAAUUUGGUUCGUUUCCGUGAAUUGCUCGAGAACGACCCUGUCUUCGAGGUUCCAAGAGUGCUUCACAAGAUGUCCGGCGAGCAUGUCCUUACUAUGGAGAAGAUGGGCGGUACCGAAAUUGCAAAGGGAAACUGGGACCAGAAGACCCGUGACUGGAUCGCUACCAAUAUCAUGAGACUUUGUCUUACCGAAUUGAAGAACUUCCGCUUCAUGCAGACCGACCCCAACUGGGCAAACUUCUUGUACAACGACAAGACCCACAAGAUUGAGUUGUUAGAUUUUGGUGCUGCUCGUGAGUUCGAGGACAGCUUCGUGGAGAACUACGUUGAAAUCUUGCGUGCCUCUGUCCGUAAGGACCGUGAGGCUGUGGAGAAGUUUUCCCUCAAGUCUGGCUUCUUGACCGGUUUGGAAUCUCCUGGUAUGGUGAGAGCCCACGUGGACUCACCAAACAGAAAACCUUUUGAUUUCUCCAACCAAACCAUCACGGAUAGAGUUAGAGACAACAUUGGAUUAAUGUUGAACGAGAGAUUGACCCCUCCUCCUGAGGAAACAUACUCCUUGCACAGAAAGAUGAGUGGUGUCUUUUUAUUAUGUGCUAAGUUGAAAGCCACUGUUCCAUGCGAACAAUUGUUCAAGGACAUUGUCGGCUACUAA